UGAAAAAAAAAAUAAUAGAAAAUACUGACGACGACAAUUGGAGGAAAAAAGUGCAUAGUUUUUAAUGAUUUUAAACGAAAAACAAUAAAAAAAAAUCCGAUAAAAUUUUAUUUUGAUAUUAGAACAAGCAUAAUUAUAACAAAUACACACAACUGUGUAAACAAAAUACGUGGUGCUUCAAAAUUCUUAAAAAUUUUGAAGGUGAAGAACGCAAAAAAAACGGAAAAACAAAACAAUAUAGGGCAAAUUGUUAGAACCAAUAAAAAAUCUAGAUAAAAAGUAAAAAAUGUCCGGAGCCUGUGAUGACGAUAAAAAAGAAGCUCAACAACAUGAAAUUGCAGCUUCAAGUAUACGUUCCGGUUUGGCUGAAUUGGAGCUAAAAACCUCACAAGUUUUACAACGUUUGGAAAAUGUUAAAACAGCCCCACCACCAACACCCACUGAUGCGCCACAACAGCAAUCGAUUGACUUCAAUGCUAAUACGUCAGAUGUUACAGACAAAUCUGAAGAUUUGUCAUCAUCGUUGGCCUCGAAUUCGGUGAGUGUGGUGGCACUUUUACAUGGCAGCCGCAAACCUCCUUCAGAAAUUUUAAAAUCAUUGGAACAACUUAUUUCCUAUGCCGAUUCUGAGGAUGAACCCGAAUUUCCCUUACCCGCAUUAGAUGAUGUCUCACACUUGGCUUUAAUCUCUCACAGUAUAGUGGCUUAUCUCUCGCACUUGGAUCGUAAACAGUUGGUGAGGGUAACUGGUAAUAUAGCUGGCGAUACCACCCACUGGUUGGGCACUCUCUUUAGAUUUAUGGAUCCAGCUAGUAGUUUUCAUAAUGACAAUGCUGAUGCCAUUUUACGUGUAGUACGUUUGGCAAUAGUGGCCCGUUGUCCGGGCUAUUUAGAGGGCGGUAUACCAGCUUUAGCUCAUCCCUGUUUAUAUAUAUCGGAGAAUACCACACCUAUGCGUUUGCAAUAUGCUUGUCGCCAGUUGGGUAUACCUUUGGAUGCAAUACGUUUGAUACCAGCCAAUAGCACAUUUGGUACUAUGGAUUUAUCUCUGCUGCAGAGGCAAAUACAAAUUGAUUUGGCUUCUCAAAGAACUCCUCUAUUGGUGGUAGCUGAUAUAGGUGCUUCUUUGUGCGGCUAUGUAGAUAAUUUACUAAGAAUGCAUGACAUUUGUAAAACGCACAAUUUAUGGCUGCAUGCCACUGGUCAUGGUUUAGCGGCUCUCGUUUGUUCUCAAGGACCAGGAGUGAUAAGUUCUUAUGUGGAUUCUAUAGUUUUAAGUUUGGGCAGUUGGUUGGGUGUACCUAGUCUGCCUAUUGUGCUACUUCAUCGUCAACUUCAAAAUGCUGCCUUGAAUUCUUUUGAAUCUGAUCCCAUAUUAUCGCGUCGUCUUAAUGCUUUAUCUUUGUGGACAAGUUUACAAGCUUUAGGUCGCGACUCCAUUUCUGAGCGUAUACAUGUUGCUUUUCAAACUUGCAGUAUUUUGUUUGAAAUUGCAUCUGAAUGUGAGGGUAUUAAAGUUGUGAGUCGAGCUCCCGGUGCUCAAUCUGGCAAAUCAUUGGUAGAUGUCAUAAAUAAACCUCUCGAUGUUAAUUUACUUUUUGAAACAGCUGCUUCGGUAGUUGUAUUUCAAUUUGAUGGCAGUACAACUUUAAAUACUUCUACUACAGGCGAUGAUACCAGUUCGUUGGAAGGUGUUAAGUCAUUAGAAAAACUUCACAAUGCUUCAUAUUUUGAUCGUUUAAAUUCUUGGCUAGGACAAAUUUUACAACGCGAUUGUCCCAAUUUUGAUUUCGAAAUCAUAGAACAUGCUGUACAUGGCACUUGCAUACGCUAUUGUCCACUCGAACUAAGUCUGGGCGAACAGCCACCUACUGCAGAAAAUUUAGAGAAUUUUGCCCAAAGUUUAGAGACUCAUGUGGAUAUUUUACGUGCUACCAUUAAACAUAAAGCCACAUUCAUGCAUUUGGUAGAGAAAAGUGAUGUUUUGCGUUUGGUUAAUUUACCCGAAUGGGCUGGCAUGGGUGGUGUACGUUUUGUGCCCGAAGGCUGGGAAACCCUACUAACCGAUCAGGCUAAAACUGAACUUAAUAAAUUAAAUGUCGAUUUGGUGGAAACUUUAAAAGCCACCGAUAAUGCUUUCUCGCUGGGCGAGGGACCAGAUGGUUUAAUUUGUGUACGCUUUGGUAUGGUAACACAUGAAACGGAUGUGGAAGAGUUAUUAGAUUUAGUAGUUUCUGUUGGCAAGAAUGUUCAGGAGAAUUCAAGAGUUUUGGAUACCAUGUCCGAAAUUGUUAAGAGGGGCAUUCAAGCGGCUACUGCUGAUUUGCAACGUGAAACCGAGGAAAGACUUUGGCAAGAGGGUAUUUUACGUCAUGUUCCCGUUGUGGGCAGAGUUUUCAAUUGGUGGUCUCCCCCAGCCAAAGAGGCGGGCAUCAAGGGUAGAAGUUUAAAUUUAACACAGGGUGUAGUUGAAUCUACAGAGAAUAUUUACAAAUACCACAUGCAAAUGGGUGGAACUCAUGGUCAAUUACCCGCUAAUAAAUCACCACCCACACCUAUGGUCCAAACACCCAUUAUAACAGCAGCCAAUGAAAUACCGCCGGUAUUUCCCAACAGCAAUAACCAACAGACAACAACCAAUUCUCCGGCAACUGCAAAUGAAGCAAUAAAAGACGUAAAUACAGCAAAUGCUGCUGCUAAUGUUGUCACAACUACAGAAAUAAAUACAACACCAAAUGGACCAGCCAACGGUUCGGCCGCAAUGGAUGGACACAAUCGUACAGUUAGCCAAAGUAGUGGUGCUUCGGCACCCGAAUUAGUGGCAAUAAAUAAUAGUGCAAUUAUUAGUGAUAAAACUGAAAAUCCCAAUAUAAAUUUAACUGCAAAUACCGCUGCUAAAAUCAGCAGUUCAUAAAGCAUAGAAAAUGUUUUUUUCAUUUAAAUAAUACUUUUGAACUCUUAGCUUUUGGUCCUGCUAUUUAUAUUCUCAGUUCCUUUUUAUUUUACUUUCUUUUUUCCCCUUUAACUUAUAAAUUUUCUACUAAAUUAUGAACUUUGCAAAGACAUUAAUACAAGAAUGUAAUGGUUGUUUUUGUUUUUGCUUUUUUUUUAAUUUUGAAAAUUUCUUAAUUAGCAAGAAAUUAAGUUGAAACUUAUUAAUCAAGAUUUUUUUGUUGAUUUUCUUAUUUAUAAUUAAACUUUUCCAAAUAUUAAUUAAAUAUUAAAGUAAAAAAGAAACACGUUAGAAAUUUUCAUAAAUAUUAAACCACUAUUAAAGAAAUAAACAUUUUAUAACAUUAAACAAUUUAAUAAAAUAUUUAUAUAAAAGAAAAAAUUAUAAUUAAUAUUAAUAAUUACUUACACACAUGUAUUAUGAUUAGAAAGUUUUUUCGCGCUUUCUUUAAAAAACGUUCCAUUUAUAUGUAUGAAAACAAAAUAUGUUAAUCUUAAAGAUUAAUUGCAAAAAAUAUAAAAA
Molecule: messenger RNA, 3475 nt
Organism: Lucilia cuprina (Australian sheep blowfly)
Lineage: Eukaryota; Metazoa; Arthropoda; Insecta; Diptera; Calliphoridae
Product: pyridoxal-dependent decarboxylase domain-containing protein 1
Exons: 9
Coding region: 287-2914 (875 amino acids)
Biological process (GO): carboxylic acid metabolic process
Cellular component (GO): intracellular membrane-bounded organelle
Molecular function (GO): carbon-carbon lyase activity; pyridoxal phosphate binding
Source: RefSeq, a predicted model, not a curated record